Alternaria novae-zelandiae is the source of this 2652-nucleotide messenger RNA. RefSeq lists its product as uncharacterized. The transcript has 10 exons. NCBI's taxonomy places the organism in Eukaryota, Fungi, Ascomycota, Dothideomycetes, Pleosporales, Pleosporaceae. Gene Ontology annotation, molecular function: ATP binding; ATP-dependent chromatin remodeler activity. The record is from RefSeq and is a predicted model, not a curated record. The coding region runs from base 1 to 2652 and encodes 883 amino acids.
AUGGCGCUCAAGCACCUACUCAACGACGACGAUGUCGUCAACUUUCACCACGAGAGACACAGUCCGCAUCUCAACUGGUUCCAGCAAGAUUCCUUGGAUCAGUAUGCGAUAGACGCUAGGAUCGGGCGCGAGGCUGAUGAUCGUAGUUUUACGGCGGCUCUACCAACUCAAUCCUGGGAUCAAUACGUGGACGAACUGCUUGGGUCACAGGACGCACAAUGCGACCCACUACUGGAUGGAAUCGACAUCAACGGCUCCUUUCAAGAGACGAGUCGCGAUAUUGAAGACUGGACGACCGGGCAAGCGCAGCAUGAGUCCACUGAGCAGACUCUAGCUGAGCAGGAACAUAUCUGUUAUGGCAUGAUUUUUAGAGCCGCUGUUCGCCUCCGAGGCGACAUGGGGGAGCUUCAUCGUAAGCUCAACAACAUCGCAUCAUCCCCGAUCACAGGCCAUGCGCGAAUGAUGAUCAUCAAACCCGAAGCCCAAUUCGUUGUAGCUUUCCCCGAAGGGGGUGUCGUAGGAGAUGUGAACGCCCAGUUAGACGGAGCAUUAACGAGCAUCGCAGAACAAGGCUAUGAGAUCGAUCUGGAGGUCUUCGCGCCAACGGUGGUCAUCCAGGAGACCAUAGGCCGCGCCACGAAGGACAAAGAAGCCGUAGUGAGGGUACAGAUAAAUGUGUACGGCCCCUCGACAGCCGCUUGCGACAUCGGCAAGGAGUUGUCGCAGCAAAAGAUCUACCUGCAACGCCCUGUGUACAUACGCGAUGGUUGUCGAUACGAGAAUCCCCACAUUCUCACCCUCCCUGGCUUCCAAGGCUCGACACCUGAGAUACCAACCAUCACAGAAGAACCUUUACCUGACAAGGUCGGUCUGCAGACAUUGAGAAGCACCCUCCAAAAUGUGUAUUCCUCUUUGACGCGAGAUCGCAACCUGCACGGGUUAGAGGGUGACGAGCGCCUCAACACCGAUCUUUUGUUCGCGAAGACGGGCCCAUACCAGAGGAGUACACACUCUGGAGGCCGAGCGAAGAAGAUAGAGUCCAAUGCCAUGGUUGAGCCUAAGGAAACCGGCGGUGGUAUCCUGGCAGACGAGAUGGGGAUGGGAAAGACUCUCUCUGUACUAGCCCUUGUACUACGGACGCUAAACACUGCGCACAAUUGGGCUAUCCGCAUCGAUGAUCUGAACGAUGCGACUUCGGAAAUACCAAAGAAGAGACGCCGCUCUGGAGCGACCCUGAUCGUUGCAUCAUCAGACCUCAUGAUCAAUGAAUGGUUUCAGGAACUAGAUAAAAGGCAUUUUGACGAGCCUACUCGUAAAGCCUUGAAAGCGAUCAAGUACCAUGGCCCUCAUCGACACGUUUCCCUGGAGAGGCUCAUGGAGGCAGACCUUGUCAUCACUACCUAUCAUACUCUCGCGUCAGAUUUUGCCAGGACCAAGCACGAGUUGAGGCAUAUUGAAUGGUAUCGUCUUGUCAUUGAUGAAGGUGAGCAAGCCACCACUCGUUUACCGCCCACCAUUGACGAUGAUUUCGCAGCCCACAUCAUACGACGGCAGUCCACGAUCUUGUACCGGACUGUAGCUGACAUUGCGGCCCGAUCGAGGUGGUGUCUGACUGGCACGCCUAUACAAAACCGCCUGGAGGACAUCGGCUCCUUGUUCGCCUUCUUGAGAGUCAAUCCGUUUCACAGCUUAUCGAACUUUCGAAAGACUAUUGCGAUACCUUUUGAUGAGGGCGGUAAGAGACGUACCAUUGCGAUUGAGCGCUUCACUCGUCUUCUGGACUCCAUGUGCUUACGCAGAACCAAAGAUGUCCUGCACUUGCCGGCUGAGCAGCACCGAGUGAGAGAGGUGCCGUUCUCAUCAGAAGAGCGAUUGCAAUACGAGCAGACCAAAGACAUCAUGUUCCGAGCUGUCCGCAACCAGAAUGGCACGUUCGAUCAAAAGAGUACACUGGGCAUGUUCCAGGUACAGCUUCAGCUACGCAUCCUCUGCAAUCAUGGUACUUGGCAGCAGCCUUUCUCCUGGAAUCGCCGCAAACUGCAUUUACUGGAUGAAAGGGAGGCUUUGGAGAUCUCACUUGGACGAGACGGCGAGAUCACGUGCUCCCCCCUGUGGAACGCGCCCACUCAACCACCUCGUUUCAUGGAUGCAUCACAAGAAGAUACCUACUUUCGAGCAAACGGACGGUCUUCGAAGAUGGAAAUGUUGAUGAACGACGUCUCCGUCGAUAUAUGGAAUACGAAAAGCAUUAUAUUUACUUGUUGGACGCGCACCUUGAACUUACUACAGCACUACCUUCACCACAUGUCUGGUAACACGUGGACCCAUGAGCGCAUCGAUGGCGAGUGUUCGACGACCAAACGCGAACGCAUCUUGCAUGAGUUCACGGAGGACCCCAAUUUGCGAGUACUGAUCAUGACCACCGGCACCGGCGCAGUAGGGCUCAAUCUCGCGACCGCGAACCGCGUGUUCAUCGUCGAGCCCCAAUGGAAUCCCUCAGUCGAAAACCAAGCUGUCGCACGAGCCCUGCGUCUUGGACAAAAGCAAGCAGUGUUGGUAACGCGUUACGUUGUGGAACAGACGGUGGAGCAGGACAUGCGCGCAUUGCAGGACACCAAGCUGGAAAGAUCCAAUCUCAUUCAAAGUGGCUGA